ACUACUUACCUUGUACCUAACGAAACUAUCCACAUGGUGAUGUGGGAGGAUUAACAACGUGUAAUCUUACAGGUCAUUCUGUCAAUACCUAAUCCCGAAGUCAUCAGUGAAAGUAGACAGUCUAGACUACCUUCGCCGUUAUCCCGAUUCCCGAUUCCCAGCCCACUUCCCACUAAGAUCUAAGAUUGGGAGACAGUGAGAUUAGGGGGCCAACUUGUCCGUCCCGGGAUACACGCGAGGUCAUCCACUCUGCCACUCUGCUACUUCUAAGUCCUCGCUUGUAACAUAGAUUGCUUACGUGAAGCGGGGGUGAUGAUUAGGGGGAAUAACUUACAGAUAUGUCCUCUUCACAAAAGAGUUGGGAAUGUUCCUUUCCUGGUUGUGGUAAAAAGUUCUCUCGAAAAGAGCAUCUAACCCGACAUAACCUCGGUCAUAAUCCAGAACAUCAAUAUAAAUGCCACAUAUGUGGACGACGUUACGCAAGAAGCGAUGUAUUCAAAAGACAUGUGAAGCAACAUAAUCCCCAAGAUACCCAGUCUCCGGACUCACGAAGAAUAUGCUUGGCAUGCGGUGACCGAAAUACUCCAUGCGAUGGGAAUUCGCCUUGUGGAGCAUGUAUUUCGAAUUGGACUAACUGUCGUUGGAUUGAUUCAGACAAUAGCCAUGCGGCUACUGCUGAGCAGGCCGUCGUGAUACCACCCAGUAGUCACACUCAGGCAACAUGGUUUCAACCCAAUCCAGAGGUUUGGAUGUCUCAGCAAUUCUUAGCAACGCAUCCAUACCUCUCAUCGGUCCCGAAUGACUUGAAUCCAGAACAUCCAAUUCAGGGCGUCGGCACUAUAGAAGCUACAAAUUAUACGCCUCCUACGUCAGAUAUUAGCGCCACCAAUGUCGAGCCUAUGCUCUAUGAGCCAUCAAAUCAUAACCCCCAAGAUUCCCCUCAGCUAACCCCACCGCUAGCAUCGUCGCAGCAGCGGAAUAUCUCCAGGUCGCCGGGGUCCGCCGAGGUAGUGAUAGACCUACAAGCUAGCAUCGACAGAAAUUCGCCCGAAACCCAAAGGCUCAUUCAGCUAUUCUUCGAUGAAAUUGAUCCGUACUGGCCUAUCUUGCAUUCAGCCACAUUCGAGAUAGAAGAGGCUUCAACGACCUUACUAGCGUCUGUGAUGAUGCUGGCCAGCUGGUUUGAAAGCGGACAUGAACAUCAUAAGCUUGCCCCCUUGAUAUUCGAAGAAGUAAACCGGAUUCGAACGGACCUUACUCCGCCAAUCCAUUUAUUGCAAUGUGUUCUAUUGUAUAUAAUAUAUGCUACGAGCAAUCUGACUACAGAUGGAAUGGUUGCAAGAGCACUCAGCCUCGACGCAUGGCUAAUAUCAACAUGUCGGUAUCUAGGAAUCUUCAAUGGCCAAUUUGCGUGUCAGGAAAUGCUCGGAGAGGGUUGUCCAUUUCUAGCGUGGCGUGCACAGGAACAACUAAACAGACUUGCGUUCUCUGUUCUUCGUGUCGACGCUUAUCUCAGUAUCCUAUUAGACCAUCCCCCAUCGGUGCGAUAUCAGGAGCUUUGCAUUCCUCUACCUAAGUCUCGUCAGCUCUGGGCCGCCGCCAACGAGCCAGAGAGACGUAAACUUCAAUGGAACGAACCCGCUGGGCGCGAGAAAGCGCUCUUUUCGUUCUUUAUGCGCGACGCUCUUAAUCCUUCUCGCGAAGGUACUCUUCCCUACUGUCUCACCGACGUCGACUACCACCUGAGCACGUGCGCAACGCAGACGCACAUCUGGGAAGCGGCGCGCGAAGCUCAUAGCGCCAUGUCGGACGAGAUCGCACAGGUGAUAGAUCCCCGUACUUUUGUCGAGCGCGCAUACCCACACCUGGAUCUCUGGCGUGAUAAGCGCAAGGAGCACUGCGAGAUUCUUAGCAGCUAUUUCGCGGGCAAUUUGACCGGCGACGAGCAUCAGCUAGGCCCGCUAACAUUCACGCUAAUGUAUAUGGCAAAUUUGAAGCUACAUUCGCCCAUGAACGUCUUGCGCGUCAAGGGCCAUUACUACAAGUCGCGUCCAGGCGCCUCUAUUCCAACCCGCAAGCCCCGCGCCCACCUGCAUAGCUGGAUAUCAUCUCCUUGCCCACGCUUCGCCCUGUGGAAUGCGGCCCAAGUAUGCCGAAUUUUCCUCAUCGAAUCUGGGCGCUCCGGCGCCCACACCAAUAGCAAUGGUAACAGUUACCACUCCCGCGCACGCCUUCGCCUUAACCCAUUGCUCAUUCCCGGCGUUUUGAUGAGCGCUAUUGUGGCCUGCUCAUAUGUCCGACAUACACAGACCUGCGGAUAUUGCCGCGCGGCCCCCUCUCCUCAUACACCAUGUUCCGACACAACUAACCCCGCCACCUCCUGUACCGCCUCUAUCAAUACUCCCGCAAAUAACAACAUGACUUCCACCCCUCCUUUCCAAAACCCUCUCUCCUUUAAUAAUACCGCUAUGACAGGCGUCAUUCCCGAAGAGGAAGCGAUCAACUUAUUUAGCCUGAACGACCAUGACCCGGUCCUGCUUAAUUGGCAGCUCACGGGCCACGGAACUCCGUACUGGGGCACCGGGGACGCGCGGAUUCCGCUCUGCGCUUGCAGGCUCCAGGAUAUCGCUAGCUGGUUUCGAGAGGCGUUUGCCGACGACGAAGGCGCCGAAAUGGAAUUCGUUAUUUUUCUAGCGGAGUUAAGUCGCGAAUCGUGACUUUGUACACCUAUUUAGUUGCAUCGCAUUUAUUAAAUCGACUGGGUGUCUUUUUUAUCUAUACUUCCUAAGAGCGAUCUAUUUUCUUCUUCUUCUCCAUCUCAGCUUGGGCGGCUCCUUACUUCGAAUAUAUAACAACCUUUGGAAAUUUGUAUGAGAGGAAUUCAUGUCACGAGCGUUCGCGGUUCUGGGCGUAUAGAUGGAUGAUUCGACGAAUACUAUUAUUAUUAUUAUACCUAGCUUAGAUGUAGCUAUGUAAGUAUAUACCUACCUAGUAUACAUGGGUACAUAGCUACGGGGAUGUAGCGAUUUGUAGCUAGUUCUGUCGUUACAGGGCGCGAGGGUAGAAAUACUUAGAUGCAGAUGACAUACGUGGGAUAUGUGUGUCGUGGUUUAGAAAAUAUAAGUUAAAUGUUACCUACCUA
This is a messenger RNA of Annulohypoxylon maeteangense, 3142 nucleotides long. RefSeq lists its product as uncharacterized. Gene Ontology annotation, molecular function: zinc ion binding; RNA polymerase II cis-regulatory region sequence-specific DNA binding; DNA-binding transcription factor activity, RNA polymerase II-specific. NCBI's taxonomy places the organism in Eukaryota, Fungi, Ascomycota, Sordariomycetes, Xylariales, Hypoxylaceae. Gene Ontology annotation, cellular component: chromatin. The record is from RefSeq and is a predicted model, not a curated record. The coding region runs from base 339 to 2717 and encodes 792 amino acids. Gene Ontology annotation, biological process: regulation of transcription by RNA polymerase II; DNA-templated transcription. The transcript has 6 exons.